AUGACAGCCUCGUCAUCUAACGAGGUAUUUUUAGUAUUUGGUGCGCAUAUUGACGAAGAAAAAUUAGGCAAUGGAUGGGUGUCUGGGCUGAUCCAGGAAGAGUUAUCGAAAAAUGGAGAUCGCUACCAAGCCUCGUCUGUACGAAUUGAAGACCGCGAAGCAGUUCUUCGCGAACUCGAUCGCGUGAAGCCUACCCGUGUGAUCAACACCGCUGGUAAAAGAGGCUUUCCGAACGCAGAUUGGUGUGAGGACCAUAAAGAUGCAGCAAUUCGAUCCAAUGUGAUCGGCGCUGCUAACUUGGUGGACUGUUGCUUCUUAAGAAAUGUUCAUAUUACUCAUUUCGCUUCCGCCUGCAUUUAUGAUGAAGAUGAAAGCCACCCUUUAGAUGGCCCGGGCUUUACUGAGGAGGAGCCACCAAAUUAUGCUGCCUCUUUCUACUCUUACUCAAAGCUUGUGUCAGAGCAGGCAAUCAAGAGUUACCCAAACGUUUUGAUCCUCCGUCUUCGCAACCCCCUUGCCGCGGAUCUUCAUCCAAUGAAUUUCAUCACGAAGCUCAUUAGAUACGAAAAGAUUGUUAAUGUUCCUAAUUCUGGGACCAUAAUGACGAACAUGACACCAGCUGCAGUCCUGCUUUCGAGACACCGUGAAACUGGCAUAUUCAACUUUACAAAUCCAGGGACAUUUACUCACAACGAGGUUAUGGAGUUUACGAAAAAGUUUAUUCGGCCCUCCCUAAGCUGGACAAAUUUCAGCCUCGAAGAGCAGAGAAAAGUUCUUAAAGCACCUCGCACGAAUGCCAAACUGGAUGCGUCCAAAUUAGUCAAGACAUUAGCGGGAUAUGGUUACACCAUCCUGGGCGCCCAGGAUGCGCUAGAAGAAGCUUUCGUCAUAAUGAAAGCCAAGGGAUAUAAAUGA
Penicillium waksmanii is the source of this 915-nucleotide messenger RNA. RefSeq lists its product as uncharacterized. The transcript has 6 exons. Gene Ontology annotation, molecular function: methionine adenosyltransferase regulator activity. The record is from RefSeq and is a predicted model, not a curated record. Gene Ontology annotation, cellular component: methionine adenosyltransferase complex. Bases 1 to 915 code for a protein of 304 amino acids. Lineage: Eukaryota; Fungi; Ascomycota; Eurotiomycetes; Eurotiales; Aspergillaceae. Gene Ontology annotation, biological process: S-adenosylmethionine biosynthetic process.